ACGGACCUCCGGAACGAAUUAAGUUCUUAACCCGAGGUGCCACUGUAUAUGCCUCCUUUUAUCAAAAGUUCCCAGGGAAGUGUGCAACAUUAAAAACACAUUACAGAACAUCAAUGAUAAAAACAUACUGAAAAUUAUGCUGACAGACAGCUUAAUACAACCUUUUGUAUUAACCAAGUUGUUUUGAUGCCUGAAGCAAAAAACAAACAAAACAAAAAACACCACAAAUGCUUUCCCAGGGAGUACAAAAUACAAUGAAAACAAAAUUACGGUAAAUAACAGAUUUGCUACCCAAAAUCAAACAGCAUCUCUCACUGCAUCUGACUGUAAGCAGGAUUUUCCCUGCUUACCUAAAAGAGAAAUUCCCUAAGUGUCUGCGCACACAAACACACACACCCUGCUAGUUACGGUAUAUAAUUCUUGGUCAGGAAACCUGAAAGCGAAACAAAAACACUUGUUUUGUUCAGUUGCUUCCUGCUGCUCUCAGAUUCCUCCGCCAUCCGGUGUCGGUGGCACAAAGGGAAAUGCCAGGCCUUUAUUGCAUCAAAAGGAGCUUGAGUUAAGAAUUGCUGCUGCUGCUGCUGCUGCUGCUGUUGUCACUUGGAGACAGGCUUGGAAGAGGAGGAGAUGGAGGAGAUGGAAAUGUGCGAGAAGCACCGUGAGCCCCUGAAGCUCUUCUGCAAAGACGACGAAUGCCUCAUCUGCUUGGUCUGCGACAGAGCCAAGGAGCACAGAGGACACAACGUGGUCCCUGCAGAGGAAGCUGCCCCAGACUACAAGGAAGAAAUUGAGGGCCACUGGAAGUCUGUGGAGCUCAUGAGAAAGAAUCUUGAGGACCGUGUAUUGGCCGAAGAGCUGGGAAGCCAAGAAUGUCUGGCAAAGUUAGAAGCCGAGGCAAAGAAAGUCAAGUCUUCCUUUCAUCGGAUGUGCAGAUUGCUCGAAAGAAUCGUGCACCUCAAGCUGAGCCAGAUGGAAGAUCUGAAGAAAGAGAUCAAUAAGAGGCAGCAAGAAAACGUCAGCAGGCUCUCUGAGGAGAUCUCCCACCUCAACGAUAUGAUCGUCGAGAUGGAGGAGAAGUGCCAGCAGCCGGUCUGUGGAUUCCUUCAGGACAUCAGAAGCGACUUGAACAGAUAUGAAAAGGAACAAGUAAGGGAUGCAAUUGAGCUUUCUCCUGGAUUGGAAGAGGCGGUUGGAGUUUACUCAGAGAACAGCUCUGCUUUAGGAAUUGCUGUGGAGACAUUUAAAGAGUCCUUGGAAUUCCUGGAGCCGGCGCUGUACAAAGUGAUGGUGACUCUGGAUCCAGACACGGCACAUUGCCGCCUCAUUCUCUCCGAAGACCUAAAAACUGUGAGGAAGGCAGAGGAAGAGCAGGCCUUGCCUGACAAACCGGGGAGAUUUGAUGUUGGGCCCUGUGUGUUGGGCCGCGAGCGAUUCACUUCCGGAAGACAUUUGUGGGAAGUGGAGGUGGACAACGAAGGCAGCGGGGCGAUGUGGGCCGUGGGAGUAGCACGAGAGUCCGUCAGGAGGAAAGGAAAGGGCAGCUUUAGGCUGAUUCCCAGCGAGGGAAUCUGGGCUGUGGGGGCGAUAAUGGGUGAACUCAUAGCAUUUACUUCCCCCAAACAGACCCCUUUAGCCUUGGGGCAAGACCCCAGGAAUAUCCGCGUGACCCUCGACUAUGAAGAGGGACUUGUGGAAUUCUUUGACACGGAAAGAGCUGAGCUGAUCUUUGCUUUUACAGGAGCCUCCUUCUCUGGGCAGAUGAUCCGGCCCUACUUCUGGGUAGGGUACAGAUCCCAGCUGAGGUGCUAAAUCGCAGGAAGGAGAUCCUUCCCCUUGUUUCUUAUCAGUUCCCUGAAAGAAGGAAGCAUUCCAGCAAUUUUCCUUCAUAGCUCCAUGAAAGGUUCGCAAGCCAUUUUCCAGCCUCUGUGGUUUUUGAGUAGGACCUCCUGAUCUCAGAGCACAAAGAGUGGCUAUAAAUGGAAUCAAAUUGUAGAAUCGUGGAAUUGGAAGGGACCCCAAGUGUCAUCUAGUCCAGCCCCCCUGCAAUGCAGAAAUCUCAACUAAAGCAUCCAUGUACAAAAACAAAAACAAAAAAACACCACAGAAAGUUUGGUGGCUCCCUUUUGUGGCAGGUUUUUGAAAUAUUUACAUCCGCAUGCACAAAUGGAAAAAGAAGCUACAAACAACAGGUGUUGGUUUUUUUUGGGGGGGGGUGUUGCUUGAGCUCAUAUACAGUGGUACCUCUGGUUACAUACGCUUCAGGUUACAGA
Molecule: messenger RNA, 2270 nt
Organism: Podarcis muralis (Common wall lizard)
Lineage: Eukaryota; Metazoa; Chordata; Lepidosauria; Squamata; Lacertidae
Source: RefSeq, a predicted model, not a curated record